Messenger RNA from Bactrocera dorsalis (oriental fruit fly), 1394 nucleotides. RefSeq names its product jerky protein homolog-like. Gene Ontology annotation, molecular function: DNA binding. The coding region runs from base 354 to 1172 and encodes 272 amino acids. The record is from RefSeq and is a predicted model, not a curated record. NCBI's taxonomy places the organism in Eukaryota, Metazoa, Arthropoda, Insecta, Diptera, Tephritidae. The transcript has 2 exons. Gene Ontology annotation, cellular component: nucleus.
UGUUUUUUACUGGAAAAGCUGCUGCUAUGUAUUUGGUGCCAGUCUUUAUUUGUCUCUUGUCGGGUGAAAAGCGCUUCUGAGUGAAUGUGUACUGUUGUAUGUAUUUUUAAAAGUGUUUAUGUGCUAAUAAAUUAAGUGUUAUCAUGCCUGUAAGGAAAUUCCUUCCAUUAAAGCAAAAACCUUAAAUUACUCAAAAACUCGAGAAAGGUGUUAGUGUUUCAUCCUUAGCAAAGAUUUAUGGUGUGGCCAAAUCAACAGUUUCGGGAAUAAAAAAAAAUGCUCGUAGUAUUAUAUCCCACCAGGCAGUCGGAGCAUCUAAGCGGAAGACUCUUAGAAAAGGCGAGUAUCCCCGCAUGGAGAAGAUGUUAUACAAGUGGUUUAUAGCUCAACGAAACAAAAAUUGUCCAGUUACUGGGGAAAUGCUUAAGAAAAAAGCAAUGAAGCUCCACGCUGACUUUAAGGAAAAAGAAGGUAGCUUUCAUGCCAGCCCCGGUUGGUUAUCUGGAUUUAAAACUCGCUUUGGAAUCCGACUUUUAAAAGUGUGUGGCGAGAAACUUUCAUCGGAUAUCCAGGCAACUGAUCCCUUUAAGCAUAAACUCAGAAACAUUAUUUACGAAUUGAAGCUUUGCGAGGACCAAGUAUAUAACGCAGACGAGACCGGCUUGUUUUGGAAAAUGCUUCCUGAUAGAACGUAUGUCAGUCAAACAGAAAAAACAGCUCCGGGAAGAAAAGCAGAAAAGGCCAGAAUUACUUUUCUUGCAUGUACAAAUGCAACUGGUCAGCAUAAAGUCAAACCGUUAAUAAUUGGGCAUGCCAAGAAGCCGCGCUCUUUUAAGGCUUAUGACAUCCCGGUAGACUAUCGGAACUCUAAGAAUGCAUGGAUGACUGCCAACAUUUUCAGAGAAUGGUUUCAUCAUUGCUUCGUCCCUCAGGUUCAUAAGUAUUUACUACAGAAAGGAUUACCAGGAAAAGCUAUCCUUUUGCUUGAUAACGCCCCUUGCCAUCCUCCAGAAGAUGAACUUAAAACUGCUGAUGGAUCCAUACUCGUGAUUUAUAUGCUUCCAAAUGUAACGCCUUUAAUUCAGCCUAUGGAUCAAAAUGUGAUUCGCUUAACUAAGCUGUAUUACAAAAAGCAUCUCCUGCUUUUAGCUGUAGGAAAGGAAAUGUUCUAAAACAUUUAACUUUAAAGGAUGCUGUAUCAUUUUUAAUGCUUGCUUGGAAUCAGCUGCAGGCAAAUGUAAUAGUAAAAUGUUGGAAGCCUUUAUUAGAAUGCUUAAAUACUACAGAAGCAAAUGAAAGCGAGGAUGAAUACGAUGAUAUUCCUUUGAGCUUACUUCGUCAAAAAAUAUUGCAGGAAAAAUGGAAAGAAGUUCAUGAUAUACAGGGUCUGCUGC